Ochotona princeps (American pika) is the source of this 1595-nucleotide messenger RNA. It is a transcript of the gene GDPGP1, whose product is annotated as GDP-D-glucose phosphorylase 1. The record is from RefSeq and is a predicted model, not a curated record. Gene Ontology annotation, biological process: glucose metabolic process. NCBI's taxonomy places the organism in Eukaryota, Metazoa, Chordata, Mammalia, Lagomorpha, Ochotonidae. The transcript is spliced from 3 exons. The coding region runs from base 269 to 1429 and encodes 386 amino acids. Gene Ontology annotation, cellular component: cytoplasm. Gene Ontology annotation, molecular function: GDP-D-glucose phosphorylase activity.
CGCCCAAGCCCUAGGACAACGCCUGGCCCGUGGUGGACUCUGGGAGAAGUCUUACUUGUCAGAGGCGUGCAGGAAUGAAUGAAUGAACCUGCACAAGCUGUGCAAGAGGAUCCCAGGUGAGGACAGCCCAAAACCUUGGGACCCUGCACUUGCGUGGGAGACCUGGAGGAAAUUCCUGGUUCCUGGCUUCGGAUCAGCACAGCAUUGGCCGUUGUGGUCACUUGGGGAGUGAAUCAUCGAAUGGAAGGUCUUCCUCUUUGUCAGCUCCAUGGCCGUGGCACCUGAUUCUGAGGCCAUUUCCUAUCUGCUGCCUCCAAACAGGGAGGACUGGGAGGGGCGAGGUGUCCCCGACUUUGUCUACGGGCAGCAGGAACUGCUGGUGGAGGGGAUUCAGUGGCCCGCCAGGGCAGCAGCAAGCGUCCCACUCCCAUGGGUGCCAUCUCGCUUCGACUCUGCCCUGCAGUCAGCCUGGAGCCAGCGGGCUGAGCUUGGACUCUUCCGCUACCGCCUGGGGGAGCUGCAGACCCAGACCCUCCCUGGCACCCUGGGUCUCGUGGCCCAGCUGAACAUGGAGCGAGGAAUACAGCGGCGGCAACCUCAGAACAUCCAGAGCGUGAGGCAGGCGUUUGACCCUGAACAGUUCAACUUCACCAAGAUCCAGCCAGGAGAGGUCCUCUUCCGUUUGCGCCGGGAGCCCCCCACCCCCGAUGCUUCCCAGCAAGAAGACAUCCUUGUGAUGAUUAAUGUCAGCCCCCUGGAAUGGGGCCAUGUGCUACUGGUGCCUGAGCCCACCCAGGAACUCCCUCAGCGCCUGCUGCCUGGGGCACUGCGCGCAGGCGUGGAGGCCGUGCUGCUGAGCGCACACCCGGGCUUCCGGGUUGGCUUCAACAGCCUGGGUGGCCUGGCCUCCGUCAACCACCUCCACCUCCAUGGCUACUACCUGGCCCACAGACUGCCCGUGGAAGUGGCACCGAGCAUACCCUUGGACCCUGUGGGCCUGCUGCACCUGCUGCAGGCCCUCCCAGCUCCAGGCUUCCUCUUCUACACCAGUGGGUCAGGCCCUGACCUGGAAGGCCUGAUCAGCCGAGUGUGUCGGGCCACUGACUAUCUGAUCGACCAUGAGAUUGCACAUAACUUGUUUGUGACCAGGGGUGCUCCACCUGGGAAGGCAUCACCCUCACCAGCCCUCACAGGGAUCCGAGUAAUUCUCUGGCCCCGGAAGUCCAGCUUUGGGAUCAAAGAAGGAGAGGCUUUCAACGUUGCUCUUUGUGAGCUGGCCGGGCACCUGCCUGUCAAAACAGCUGUGGACUUCAACAGCCUGACUGAGAUGGGGGCCGUGAGCCUCAUUCAGGACUCUCUGUUGCUGCCAGCCCAGGCACAGGAAGUACAAGCAGCCCUGGUGGCCCUGGUGGCACAGCAGGAACGGUGAUCCUUCCACAGCGUUUAUUUUCUAACCAAUAUGAGCCGCUUUCCACCAGACUAUGCCUCAUGGUCAUUUGGUCAUUGCUUCUCUUCUCACCUGCCUCAGCCUGAGAGAUGGGCAAAGAACUGAGUUAAGGAGAGAAGCCUUGGAAUAAAUGUAAUGGAUGAGCCAG